UUCAGCCCUCAAUGGAUCUCUUACUUGCCAAAAAUCUUCUUCUUCUACUUCUCACACUCUCGAUGAUGAUGGCUCUGUUCACUUCGGUAUCAGCUGCUCUCCCAUCAGUCUCCGUCGCGUCACUCCAUCACACUCCGCGAAUUCAUAGGCGCUUCUCGCUUCAGGUUGAUGCCCUUAGCUCCUCCUCCUCCUCCUCAUCGUUCCCUGACUGCUCCCCUGCCAAAAGCGUUACUUCGUCUUCAACCCCUGUAACCAAGAAGCCCUUGCUCGGACCCUCUCGGCCGCCGGAUCCAAGCUUCAAUAAUACGAUUUCCAAUCCCAACAGCAACCCAGUUAUUCGCCUCGUUCCCUCCGCGGAAUCUUCCAUUGAGAAGGUAAUUUUUGACUUCCGUUUCUUGGCGCUUCUGGCUGUUGGAGGUUCAUUGGCGGGUUCCUUGUUGUGCUUUUUGAAUGGUUGUGUUUACAUUUUUGAGGCCUACAGGGUAUACUGGACAGGAUGUCUCAAAGGGAUUCAUACAGGACAGAUGGUUCUACAAUUAGUUGAAGCUAUUGAUGUUUAUCUUGCUGGUACUGUCAUGUUAAUAUUUGGUAUGGGCUUGUAUGGACUAUUUAUCAGUAAUGUACCUCCUGAUGUACCCCCCACAAAUGACCGUGCUCUCAAGGGAUCUUCCUUGUUCGGGAUGUUUACUUUGAAGGAGAGACCUAAAUGGAUGAAGAUCAGCUCACUUGAUGAACUGAAGACAAAAGUGGGACAUGUUAUUGUCAUGAUUCUUCUCGUAAAGAUGUUAGAGAGGAGCAAGAUGGUGACAAUAGCUACUGGAAUGGAUCUGCUUAGUUACUCUGUGUGUAUUUUUUUGUCAUCUGCCUCCUUGUACAUUCUUCAUAAUCUCCACAAUUUCAAACUAAGGUUUUUUGAUGACUAGUUCUUUGUUAGAGAACUUUUUGAAAAUAUGUCAAAUAAAUAAUCUUCAUACUUGUAUUUUAUAGUAUGUAAUAUCUAAUCUAGACUAUGUGUCAGGUGAUUCUGUUUGCU
This is a messenger RNA of Telopea speciosissima, 1033 nucleotides long. RefSeq lists its product as uncharacterized. NCBI's taxonomy places the organism in Eukaryota, Viridiplantae, Streptophyta, Magnoliopsida, Proteales, Proteaceae. The transcript is spliced from 5 exons. The record is from RefSeq and is a predicted model, not a curated record. The coding region runs from base 12 to 923 and encodes 303 amino acids.